UCUUUGCUCUCUGUGCUCUGGAAGCCUCAUUCGCCCAUACCAAGAUCACCUCGACAAUCUCCAUCGACUUUAACGCCCGUCCCCAGCGCUCUUCGAAUGGUCCCUGUGCUCGACUUGCACACCGAGGUCUUCAUUUCCACCCACCGAGCGACCGAGGAUGUUUAGUCGAAGCCUUAGCAGAUCACAGACAGAGAGCUUUUCAAGAAGUCGACGAUCCACGAGGACGAAAACUUCGUUCAGAGAGCAUGCGGUGUCGAAGGACCGUCCUGAACGAACCCGUAAACCUCCGGCCGAGGAGGCUCUUCAGCUCGGAGGUACUCUAACCUCAUCGAUAAUCACACUCGUCGUCGGGCGAGAACAGCGGCUCUUCGCUGCGCAUGAAGACGUCCUGUGCAUAUCGCCAUUCUUCCAAGCAGCCUGCAGAGGCCAGUUCAUGGAAGCACAGAACAAGCGAAUCUAUCUGCCCGACGAAGAACCAGAAAUCUUCUCCUCCGUCCUCGAAUAUCUUUACAAAGGAGAUUACUAUCCCCGGCUGGUUCAUAAUAAGCGGAAGAACGCAUGGGAAUUUGAGACGAGCGAUGGGGCAGCCGGAAAUGUAGAGUCAACGGUUUACCAUCACGGUGUUGAUGGUGAGUUGUUGAAGGAUACGGUGAUCUAUUGCACGGCGGAGAAAUAUGGGUUAGAUGAACUGAAGCGUGUUGCGUUGAGGAAGCAAGGUUUGCAGUCCGGGAUCCAGUGCAGCACAAUCCUCUCCUCGGCACGCUACGCCUACGCCAACACGCCCGAGACCGACUCCAAACUCCGAGCCCAUUACCUGGCUCUCAUAAUCAGGAGCCGUGGGACCUUCAAGCGCAGCGGGACUAUGCAGCUGGAGAUGCUUGCUGGAGGGAGCCAACUGUUCUUUGAUCUCUUCGUCGCGUUGUGCAAUCAUGUCGAUGAUGUUACGAGCAUUGCGUGAAUCUCUCCUCUAUCUAGCCCUCCUUCUUGACCACACCCACUGACGACAAAUUCAGAGGAUCGCCACGCAGCUUACGAACUCAUCAUUAAUCCUCUCCGACCCCUUCAAUUUCUCAACAACUUCUUCCUUCACAAAACUGCAAUGGAAUCUAACGACUUGUUCUUUUUCGUAUUUGAUACCAGGCG
This is a messenger RNA of Amorphotheca resinae ATCC 22711, 1143 nucleotides long. RefSeq lists its product as hypothetical. The coding region runs from base 158 to 958 and encodes 266 amino acids. The transcript has 3 exons. NCBI's taxonomy places the organism in Eukaryota, Fungi, Ascomycota, Leotiomycetes, Helotiales, Amorphothecaceae. Gene Ontology annotation, molecular function: protein binding. The record is from RefSeq and is a predicted model, not a curated record.